This is a messenger RNA of Arachis ipaensis, 1819 nucleotides long. Its product is annotated as receptor-like protein 40. Lineage: Eukaryota; Viridiplantae; Streptophyta; Magnoliopsida; Fabales; Fabaceae. The record is from RefSeq and is a predicted model, not a curated record. Gene Ontology annotation, molecular function: protein binding.
CAAGUUGUUAACAAAGUCAAAUAGUAGUGACAAAAAUAUACUAUCAAGGAACUUCACUAUGAAGUUGUAACAAGGGACAAGAUAGUUCAGUUUGCCGAAGGCAUUUAAUGAAGCCGGGGGCUACUCUGCAUAGUAUCACCAUAACUGCUUCACUAUAAAAACCGAUUAGAGUGUCCAAACAUUUCUUCCAUUGAAACCUAUUUCGAUACAAAUGACCAUGAUGGGGUUGUUGCAUUCUGUUGCUCUGGCCAUACAUUUUCUUCUCCUCUUCUCAUCCUCCCUGUUUACAAACUGUUUAACUUUGAAUGAUUCAACUACUACUCAUCAUCAUGAAUGCCAUCAACAUGAAAGCAAUGCCUUGCUCAGCUUUAAACAAAGCUUCAUCAUAAGUAAGUCUGCAUCUUACAAUACUUUCAGUUAUCCUAAAACUGUUUCCUGGAUUCCAACCACAGAUUGCUGCUCCUGGAAUGGCAUUGAAUGCGAUGAGCUCACAGGUCAUGUCAUUUCCAUUGAUCUUAGUAGCAGCCUGCUCUAUGGUUCCAUGGAUCCCAAUAGCACCCUUUUCUCGCUUGUGCAUCUUCAAAGCCUUGAUCUUUCGGACAAUGACUUCAGUCACUCGCAAAUUCCAGCCAGGAUAGGUCACUUGUCACAACUGAGGCAUUUGAAUCUUUCUCAAUAUGGUGAAACCACAUUGUCAGGUGAAGUCCCAACUCAAAUUUCCCAUUUGUCCAACUUGUUGUCCCUUGAUCUUCGCAGCUAUAUUGACCAACCGUUUGAAAAUCUAGUGAUCAACCAAUUACAACUUAAGGUAUCCACUCUGCGAAGCUUAAUUCAAAACUCAACAAGACUUGAACAACUUCGCCUUAAUUAUGUCAGCGUUUCAUCAUCUAUACCUUACACUCUCACAAACCUUACAUCUCUGCAAAAUCUCUCUUUUCGAAACUGUGAACUAUGUGGUGAGUUUCCAGUUGGAAUAUUCUAUCUCCCAAACUUAAGUUCUUUGAAUUUUGCGGAAAACCAAAAUCUGCAUGGUGCAUUACCUGCAUCCAUUGGGAACCUGACCAAUUUAGCUUGCUUGGCUCUUGGAAAAAAUAGCUUUCAAGGUGAAAUCCCGCAGUCUCUUUUUAGACUCGAAAAUCUUGAACAUUUGUCUCUGGGGUAUAAUUUCUUUGAAGGCCGCCUAGCACUUGACAUGUUUUUGAAGCUAGAGAUGCUUAAUGUUCUUGACUUGUCUGGCAACAAAUUGUCUUUGUUCUCACAAGUUAGGGAUGUCAAUGUCACAAUCCUUCCUCUAAUUCAAUGGUUAGGAUUGAGUUCAUGCAAUUUAGCUGGGGAAGUUCCAACUUGGAUAAUGAAUCUAACCACUUUAAGUUACUUGGAUCUUUCUCGAAAUAAUCUUCAAGGUGAAAUUCCAUAUUUCUUCUUCAGGUUAGAAAAUCUUACAGUUCUCGAUCUAUCUAAUAAUAUAUUGGAAGGACAGAUCGACCUUGACAUGCUUUCAAAGCUCCAAAAGCUUAUUUUUCUUUCUUUAGGCGGAGGCAACAAAUUGUAUUUUCUUGAAGGGAAGAACACUUCCAGCGUAACAUUUCCUUCUCAAAUUCAAUCUUUGCAUUUAAGUUCAUGCAACUUAGUUCAUUUUCCCAAUUUUAUACAACAGUUGCAAAAGUUGACAGAUCUUUUCAUAUCAGACAAUAGCAUAAAGACAAUGUUAGAUUUUGUUAUUUUCAUGUGUGUAAUGUUAGAUCAUUAUUCAUUUUCAUUUAUGUGUUUUCAUUUGAAGUUAUUGUGUUUAUCUCGUGUAAGAGUGGGUCAUGUGUAA